Molecule: messenger RNA, 1347 nt
Organism: Helianthus annuus (common sunflower)
Lineage: Eukaryota; Viridiplantae; Streptophyta; Magnoliopsida; Asterales; Asteraceae
Product: delta(12) fatty acid desaturase DES8.11
Exons: 1
Coding region: 70-1203 (377 amino acids)
Biological process (GO): lipid metabolic process
Molecular function (GO): oxidoreductase activity
Source: RefSeq, a predicted model, not a curated record
UACCAUAUCUUCUUCAUCAUUUUAACACUUCACAGACCUACUGUUUUUCAUAUUUCGGGCUUCAAAACCAUGGGAGCGGGUGGCCAAAUGAACGUUUCGAAGACGGAGAACGACAUACUCAAACGUGUUUGCGUCUCGAAACCGCCAUUCAGCCUCAGCGAUCUAAAGAAAGCCAUACCACCUCAUUGUUUCAAACGCUCCCUUAUUAAGUCUCUCGGCUCAUUCUUCCGGGAUCUUUUCAUAAUCUAUACUUUCUACUAUCUCGCAGCAAAUUACAUCCCCAUCCUCCCUUGGCCCCUUGUGUACGUCACAUGGCCUAUAUACUGGUUCGCCCAAGGUUGUGUUCUUAUGGGCUUUUGGCUCCUCGGCCAUGAAACGGGCCACCAUGCUUUUAGCGAGUACGAAUGGUUAGACGAUGCGUUCGGCUUCUUCAUCCAUUCGGUCACUUUGACACCAUACUUCUCUUUUAAAUACAGCCACCGUAGCCACCACGCCCACACCAAUUCACUCGAGUAUGACGAGGUGUACAUUCCCAAACGCAAGAACGACACGUUCUUCACCGAGUUUUUAAACAACGGACCGGGCAACGUGUUCACUCUUAUCCUACGAACCACCCUCGGGUUACCCUUGUACUUGUUCUUCAACACUUACGGCCGUGACUAUGAAGGGUUCGCCAACCACUACUUGCCACAAAGCGCUAUCUUUAACGACAGCGAACGCACUCAGAUUGUUAUCUCGGAUAUUGGAAUCAUCGCGGUCAUGUAUACUUUAUACAGGACCGCGGUGACACAAGGUGUACAAUCAACACUUUUCUUAUACGGACUUCCUUUGUUUGUUAUGAGUGGCUUCUUUAUCACGUUAACUUACUUGAACCACGCACAUCCGGGUAUCCCACACUACGAUGCAACCGAGUGGGACUGGCUUCGAGGGGCUUUAUCGACGAUCGAUAGGGAUUAUGGAAAGUUGAUGAGUUGGGUGUUUCAUGAUGGACCGGAGAAUCAUGUGAUUCACCAUUUAUUCCCAACCAUUCCACAUUAUCAUGCAAGUGAAGCUCGAGAUGCUGUGAAACCCAUGUUGGGUGACUACUACAAGUGGGACAAUACUCCAAUGCUAAAGGCAUUGUGGAGAGACACUGUGGAGUGCAUCUAUGUUGAGCCGGAUGAGAACAGUGAGAACAAAGGUGUUUAUUGGUACUCUAAAUAGUUUUGAUUCGUGUUACACAAAAACUCUUGGUCCAUGUCUUUGUAAACAUAUUAUAAUAAAGUGUAAAUCUCGAAGUGAUAUGCAUGCAUGGAGCAUGGUUGUGUAUUUCUCACUAAAAUUUAUGGAUUUAGUUUAGCCUAAAAA